AUGGAGGUUCAAGUAAGCCAGGAAGGUCUGGUAUUUUCCACAAGCACGUUGGAUACGGGUGCUCUUUCACGUCUGGACGUGCUCACUAACAAUAUUGAUGACUUAACGUCUAGUGAACUCAAUCAACCAUCUGUUCAUGAUGGUGAAACAUCACUUUCAGAAGCAUCUGCACCUAGCCACGAGUAUGAAUUAAACCAGUCAGAGUCCCUUAGGUUCUUGUAUGACUUACUAUAUGACGAAGAGUCCAACUUGUCAAAGUCUGAUAUUCUAAGCAUCUUAGAGUCCUUGAAGAAAAGAGAACGCUCAUUACCUUUCUCCUUUACCAAUGCCCGGGGACUUGACGUCCAAGGGAUCAAAUGGCCACUGUACCUUCGGGACAAGUUUUCAAGAGAAAGAGCUCGAGUUGGAAAUAAAAAGUGGUUCCAUAAUGUGCCCGGAUCUCGAGAAGAAGCAUUUAAAAAUGUUAAUAUAAAAAGCUUCCAGUAUAAAACAGAUUUCUUUCAAUUUUAUAGAUUUUUCAGUAAAUUGAAAAUUCACAUUACCCACUUCCAACUAAGAAAUUUGAUUUGCUGUGGACCCAAUUUAUCAAAUGGGAUAUUUUAUCCUCUGAGUUAUUUGCAUGAUCAUAAUCUCCAGACUGUUGAUUAUAGUGAAAUGGAUUCCCAAGAUUCGUAUCAUAACUUUUUCAAGAUUAAUAGACUAAUGCAAGAUGAGCAAUGUAUUACUCAUCCUUCAAUGAAGUUAGAUUGUCUUAUUGAUUCCAGAAACUUACUACGAAAUUCCAAUAGUAGAAUUUCUACAAUGACAUGUUCCGAGUCUUUACUAGCGAGUGGAACUUUUGAAGGGGGUUAUUUACUACAGGAUAUAAGUGAUCCUAAUGAUUCUAAAUUUAUAGGAGAGUUUUGUUUGACCAAUAAUGCUGAUGGAAUAACAAAUCAUAUUGUGAUCAAUGAUAACGAACAGUUGAUAAUCUCUUCAAAUGAUCAAUACUUGAGAUUAGUUGAUCUUGAAAAAUUUUCUACUGAUUCUACAAUGUUACCUUUCGCUGUAAAUUGUGUUGCAUUGAACCCUAAUAACAAAAAUGAAAUAUUCGUAACUGGAGAUAAUAUAAACUCUUUUAUCAUGGACACUCGUGAAAAAUUAGGAAAUAAAUCUUCGAAAAAUGUUGAUGAAUUCAGAGGGCAUAAAGAUUUUGGUUUUAGUUGUGAUUGGUCGAGAGGAAAUGAUAAUUUAUUAUUAACAGGAAAUCAGGAUGGCUGUGUAAGACUAUGGGAUAAACGUUUCUGUGAGUCUAGUCUAUAUUCUUGGAACGGAACACUUGGUUCUUCUGUAUCAAAUACUCUAAACAAUGCUGGAGGCCCGGUAAGAAAUACUAAAUUCAGCCAUACCGGUGAAUUUAUAUGUUGGGCAGAAAGUUUAGAUCAUAUUGGAAUUUUGCAAGUCGAUGAUCUUAUCAAAACUGAUACACCGAAGUUGAAACUGAGAGUACAAUCAGUUGAAUUUAUAGGUAAGUGUAUUGGGCUAAACUUUGUCCCAUCUGACUCUGGUCAUGGUGAAAAUUUAAUUGUUGGUAUAAAUGAUUGUCCAUUGGGCGGUAUUCUUAAUUAUAAAUUGGAUAGUAGAGCAAAACCACUUGACUUUGAUUUUUGUUUUUAG
Messenger RNA from Hyphopichia burtonii NRRL Y-1933, 1656 nucleotides. Its product is annotated as mitotic spindle checkpoint protein BUB3, WD repeat superfamily. NCBI's taxonomy places the organism in Eukaryota, Fungi, Ascomycota, Pichiomycetes, Serinales, Debaryomycetaceae. Gene Ontology annotation, molecular function: protein binding. The record is from RefSeq and is a predicted model, not a curated record. Bases 1 to 1656 code for a protein of 551 amino acids. The transcript is spliced from 2 exons.